Molecule: messenger RNA, 240 nt
Organism: Funneliformis mosseae
Lineage: Eukaryota; Fungi; Glomeromycota; Glomeromycetes; Glomerales; Glomeraceae
Source: the annotation of a GenBank genome assembly
AUGGAAUCCUCUGAAAAUCUUAAAAACUACUAUAGCGGAGAUGGAUUUAUGUCGAGCAAUCGUAAGGAUGAGAAUGAAAUCAAUUUCAUAUUCCUUGUUCAUAUGCCAGAAAAUAUUGAUACAAUUGGUCAACCCGUAGUUCUUGGUGACGGGCAAGAAUUAGAAUCUUUGGAGCAACCCAAUAUAAAACUUCAUCUGCCACUUCCUCAAAAUCCUACAUAUUGCGAUCUGACGAUCUGA